AUGUCAACCGAGCCACUUCUACCCUCUUACUCCUCCAUUCUGGAGAACGAACGAGAGCGACGUCCCUACCGAUACAGGCAAGGCAGUAGAAGGGCCAACACAACCCCGCCACUUCCUCCAGUUCAACUUCUCAGCGCCCUGUUCUUUGCCGGUGCCGUGAUAGCCUCUACAUACUGGGCCUACAAGAGCUAUACAGCUCCGGACGGGGCCCCACUGGAGGCAGCUCCUUUGCUCCCUUACUUUGCAUCGUUAUCCCUGAUCCUUUCUUUCUGUUCGUGGAUCGGCUACCUAGUCUCCAUCCUCUAUGACCAGGACAACCUUUCUCUUUUCCAGCGGAAACUUGUCAUAUGGAUCUCAGUCGUUGGAAAGGUAGUGUUAGGGGUCGCACACGCAGUCAUUUGGUUCGAAUACAAACAAGUCUUCCCCGGCACAAAACAACCCAACUGGAUUAUUAUGUUUCUCGCGAUGCAAGCAUGGUGGGACUUCCUGCUGUUAAUCGGGUAUUCUAUGCUGCGAAUAAUAAUUAAAUGUGAUCGAGCAGAACCAACAUGUUCGCAAUGUGUGCGAGCAUUCUUCUCUUGUCCAGGCUACCGCGAUCUGCAACAACUGCAUUAUCGCAAUGAGAACGAGAAAGUUAGGUCCCGGGUGCGAUCUGCUCAGUACAGUACUGAACGACAAGUCGGUUGGGCAAAGGAAACCGGGCCACAAAGUCGCCAAGCCUUCAAAGCCGCGGUUGUUGCUCAGUCUCUACAAUCUCUCCCUGCAUCCCUGUCAUCGUCCACAUCCGCUGAGUCGGUCGGCUUUUUCUUCCGGUACUACGUUCUUGAAGAUGGCCACAAUAUCCCUAUCUAUUUGAGUGCCUCCCAGAUGGAAGUGCUGGCAGCAAACAGCCCGUCAGUCAUGCAGAGUCUGGUCGCAGUGGGCUUAGCAGGGCUGUCUAAUAUCAAAAAGUCCCCUGAUUUGAUGAGUAAAGCAACUGAGGAAUAUACGCGAGCACUGCAUUUAAUUAACGGCGCUUUAAAAGAUGAAGCUCAGCGCAAGAGUGACGCUACACUAGCGGCUACAAUGCUUCUUGGCAUGUUUGAGGUCCUGACGUGCAACACUCCCUCCUCCUUAGAGUCAUGGGCCCAGCAUAUUCGUGGUGCCUCAGCCCUUAUAGAAAUGAGAGGGGCCGAGCAGAUCAAAUGGAUCGUUGGCAUGAGAAUGUUCACCCACCUGCGAGUGCAGAUCAUAGCCAGCUGCUUGCACUGGCGCCUUUCCAUUCCAGCAUCGAUUGUGCACUGGUCUCUCCAGGCUAUGACAGAGAGAUCAGUAGCGGACGCGAAAGCGGAUGAGCUGGUUGAUCUGGUUGCUCACGUUGCCCGACUGCUAUCCCAAGCACGAAUGAAUCUGGCGUCUGAUAUAGUAUCCUCGGCAGCAACUAUUGACAGAUACCUUCGCCAGUGGAGACAGACUCUUCCGCCUCGAUGGGCUUACCAGACCGUACCAGGGCCUCCCGUGCGCAACCGGAGCCCGUCUCAUAUAAAGUUCUACUAUACCCACGUAUAUCAUAUAUACCCUGAUCUUUGGGCAUGCAAUAUCUGGAACUUUUAUCGAAGCGCUCGCAUACUACUGAACCAAUUGAUGCUGAACAGUGCGGAGAUAGGUGAUCAAGCAGAACAUGUCCAGAGAAGAGAAACUGUGGCCCAGUUGAGUACAGAGAUUGCGGAAAGCGUUCCUUUCGCACUUCAACUUGUAGACAGCAGAGCCACAAAUUUUCCCUCGCUUGACCACUGUCUUGGGGGAUUUACGAUUUUAUGGCCCCUAUACGUGGCGGCCAAUACAAACCCUUUAGGCUCUACAUUGCGGGAAUGGGUAGUUGAACGAUUCGAGACGAUUGGGAAUGAUAUGGGUAUAGGGCAGGCCCAUUUCAUGGCCAGAACUCUACGAAACACAUGUGCCCCUGUCCCCUAA
Molecule: messenger RNA, 1953 nt
Organism: Aspergillus nomiae NRRL 13137
Lineage: Eukaryota; Fungi; Ascomycota; Eurotiomycetes; Eurotiales; Aspergillaceae
Product: Zn(II)2Cys6 transcription factor
Exons: 6
Coding region: 1-1953 (650 amino acids)
Biological process (GO): regulation of DNA-templated transcription
Molecular function (GO): zinc ion binding; DNA-binding transcription factor activity, RNA polymerase II-specific
Source: RefSeq, a predicted model, not a curated record